UUUAAAGAUUAAAGAAGUCUUGAGAAGCAGUUAGUGGCACACCACUCAUAAAACCAAUCCAAACUUUUGUUGACAUGUGUUUCUUUCCCCAUAUACCAACUUCCCGCUUUAUAGUAGUAAGAUUGAAAUUGAAAUAAGUCUGUUGCUGGUGGAUUAAUUUGUCACUUUCUUUGAAACUGGUGAACCCCAAAAGUUAGACAGCAAUAGGAAAAUACUGCCAUAGUCUGUUAAGAAGUCUAUGACAUUUCAAGGCAAGAAUGAAUGUAUGGAAGAAGAAGCUUGUUUCUUCUUUACUAACAAAAGGGAAAGCCUGGAAGUGAAUGAUAUGGGUAUAAUUUUAAAAAAAAAAAAAACCUUUACGUAACUUUUUUGCUGGGAGAGGAGACUACGAAGCACAUUUUCCAGGAAGUGUGGGCUGCGACGAUUGUGCGCUCUUAACUAAUCCUGAGUAAGGUGGCCACUUUGACAGUCUUCUCAUGCUGCCUCUGCCACCUUCUCGGGUAGAAGACAUCAUUUCAACUCUAACGCAGCAUGAUCGAAACGUACAGCCAACCUUCUCCUCGAUCUGUGGCCACUGGACCACCCGUCAGUAUGAAAAUUUUUAUGUAUUUGCUUACUGUUUUUCUUAUCACCCAGAUGAUUGUGUCAGCACUUUUUGCUGUGUAUCUUCACAGAAGAUUGGACAAGAUAGAAGAUGAAAGGAAUCUUCAUGAAGAUUUUGUGUUCAUGAAAACGAUACAGAGAUGCAACAAAGGAGAGGGGCCUUUAUCAUUACUGAACUGUGAGGAAAUUAGAAGCCAGUUCGAAGGCUUCGUCAAGGAUAUAAUGCUAAAUGAAGAAGUGAAGAAGAAAGGAGAAAACUUUGAAAUGCAAAAAGGCGAUCAGGAGCCUCAAAUUGCGGCACAUGUCAUAAGUGAGGCCAGCAGUAAAACAGCAUCUGUUCUACAGUGGGCCCAAAAAGGAUACUACACCAUAAGCAACAACUUGGUAACCCUCGAAAAUGGGAAACAGCUGGCCGUUAAAAGACAAGGACUCUAUUAUAUCUAUGCCCAAGUCACCUUCUGUUCCAAUCGGGAAGCUUCGGGUCAAGCUCCAUUUAUAGCCAGCCUCUGCCUGAGGUCCGUGAGUGGAUCUGAGAGAAUCUUACUUAGAGCGGCAAAUACCCACAGUUCCUCCAAACCUUGCGGGCAGCAAUCCAUUCACUUGGGAGGAGUAUUUGAAUUGCAACCAGGUGCUUCGGUGUUUGUCAACGUGACUGAUCCAAGCCAAGUGAGCCAUGGGACCGGCUUCACAUCUUUUGGUUUACUCAAACUCUGAACAGUGUAACCUCGCAGGCUGCGGCUGAGCUGAUGCUGGCAGUCUUCAUAAUACAGCAGAGCAGUUAAGACCACCCCCUGUUGAACUGCCUAUUUAUAACCCUAGGAUCCUCCUCACGGAGAACUAUUUAUUAUAUACCCCAAGGCACAUAGGGCUGCAAAAAGUGAAUCACGGGGCGGGUGAAACCCAAACAGGCCCUGUUCCAUAAGAGCUUAGAUUCUGAGGCAGCAACCCCACUGAUGCAGACAUCCCGAGAGUCCUAUGGAAAGACAGGCCAUUAUGCACAGAUUGAAUGCUGAGUAAACAGCAGAUAAUUAGCCAAGUUCAGUUUCGUUUCUUUGCAUACAGUGUCUUUCAGUGGAUAAUGUAUUUGAUUUAUCAGUGAAGAUGCGGAAGGGAAACAGGGAGCCUCAGCUCACAUUCAGUUAUGGUUGAUUCUGGGUCCCUGUGGCCCCGAUGGAGGGGGCAGGCUCUAGAAAGUCUAAUGCAGUGGAGAACAGGAAAACCCUGCCCCCACCAACCACCCUGACACUCAUUCUCUCUCUCUUUCUCAUAAACACACACACACACACACACACACACACACACACACACACACACAGGAGUCAAGCUGUUGCUAAUCAGUUAUCUUAUUUCAACCCCAUCCCUAUCUCCACCACUGUAGAUGGGAGAGGGGAGACGAGAGCAGCUCUGAGCCUGCCCCCUCCUCCUCCUGAAAUGACUGUAUUUAAAGGAAAUCUAUUGUAUCUACCUGCAGUCUCCAUUGUUUCCAGAAUGAACUUGUGAUUAUCUUGUUAUUUAUUUUUUGAAUAAUAAAGAUCCCUUAACGUUA
Messenger RNA from Equus caballus (horse), 2149 nucleotides. It is a transcript of the gene CD40LG, whose product is annotated as CD40 ligand. Lineage: Eukaryota; Metazoa; Chordata; Mammalia; Perissodactyla; Equidae. The record is from RefSeq and is a predicted model, not a curated record. Gene Ontology annotation, biological process: immune response. Gene Ontology annotation, cellular component: membrane. Gene Ontology annotation, molecular function: tumor necrosis factor receptor binding; CD40 receptor binding.